This is a messenger RNA of Ctenopharyngodon idella (grass carp), 1835 nucleotides long. It is a transcript of the gene sdr42e2, whose product is annotated as short chain dehydrogenase/reductase family 42E, member 2. Gene Ontology annotation, molecular function: 3-beta-hydroxy-Delta5-steroid dehydrogenase (NAD+) activity. NCBI's taxonomy places the organism in Eukaryota, Metazoa, Chordata, Actinopteri, Cypriniformes, Xenocyprididae. The transcript is spliced from 12 exons. Bases 180 to 1526 code for a protein of 448 amino acids. The record is from RefSeq and is a predicted model, not a curated record. Gene Ontology annotation, biological process: steroid biosynthetic process.
CGCGCACUCGCUGUUUUACGGUAACGCGCUCAGGUGAAGCGCAGGUGAUUGACAGACGCAGAACACCAGAGACACUAGCGGGAUGACGCGACGCGCGCGCAGCUGAUGGACACAACACAUAUAUGACCAGUGACUGACAGACUGGACGCAGUGGAGGUAUCUGAAGCCCCGUGUGCAUUAUGAAGCAGAGCAGGUCCUUGUGUCAGGUGGAGCAGCUGCCCUGUGCAUGUCUACUGGACUGUCGCCGGCAGACCCACAGCCGCAGCGCCGCCGCCGCUCCCAUCAGACACCGAGCCAACGGGGCAGUGGGUGCCUUGUGCAACAGUCCCAACUGCGUGGUGGCCAGCAGGCUGGAGGGCCCAGAGCAGGGUCGGUGCGGGGCCGGCAGGGUGCUGGUCACUGGAGGAGCCGGAUACUUCGGAUUCAGGCUGGGCCGCGCUCUGGCCGGACAAGGGGCCACGGUCUUACUGCUGGAUCUCCACAAGCCGCCCUGGGAUAUCCCAGAUGGAGCUGUCUUCCAGCAGAUUGAUAUCCGGGAUUAUGAUGCCCUGUAUAAGAUCUGUGCGGGAGUGGACGUAAUAUUCCACACCGCUUCCUACGGGAUGUCAGGUCCUGAACAGCUGAGGAGAAAGCAGAUCGAGUCAGUCAAUGUUGGCGGCACGAACAAUGUCAUAAACGUGUGUACGGAGCGGGGCAUCUCGAGACUCGUCUACACCAGCACAGUGAAUGUGGCGUUUGCUGGCAGACCCAUUGAGGAUGGAGAUGAAGACUCAGUUCCCUGCGUGCCGCUGGACAUGCACAUAGACCAUUACUCCAGGACUAAAGCUAUCGCCGAACACAUGGUGCUCGCUGCCAAUGGAAGAUCAACAAAAGGUGGUGGUCUUCUACAGACAUGUGUCCUACGCCCCUCUGGUAUCUACGGUCCCGAAGAGAGGAGACAUUUGCACAGGGUGAUGGUAAAUGUGGAAAGGAGGUUGUUCAGCUUUUGUUUUGGGGACCCUAAUGCCAAGAUGAACUGGGUGCAUGUGGAUAAUUUGGUGAUGGCUCAUGUUUUGGCAGCAGAAGCACUCACUGCAGAGAAAGCCUUUGUGGCGAGUGGACAGGCCUACUUUAUCAAUGAUGGGGAGUCUGUCAAUGUCUUUGAAUGGUUGACACCUCUGUUUGAAAGACUGGGUUAUGGUCGGCCACUGAUUCACCUUCCUGUGUUUCUGGUCUACUCAGCAGCAAUUCUGAUGGAGCGACUGCAUGUAACUCUGAGUCCUAUACUGGAAAUCCCAUUGAUUCUGACAAGAAAUGAGGUGAGAAGCAUUGCUGUCAGUCACACCUUUAAAAUCGAGAAGGCACAGCGAGAACUGGGCUUCAUUCCUAAGAAGUACAGCCUGACCGAUUCUGUGGAUCAGUACCUGCGGAGCAGACCGACACGAUCAGCCGCGUCAUUUCCCAACACACAGUACCUCUUCCUGCUGCUCCUGCUGCUUCUGAUCGGAUUCAUCGCCCUCAUGAUCUGCUCUGCAGCCUGGGAAUAAUACGCCUUAACCAUUCAGUCUCACUUGUAGGGUUUGAACUAGGGCUGAGCGAUAUAGAGAAUUUAAAAUUACUUGGUUGGCAAUAUAAAAUGACGCAGCAUUUUGGAUAUCGCAAUGGUUCUGCUGAGCUUUUUAUUUUGCCACUGAGUUUCAUAAAAACUAGUUUGAGAGCAUUCAAAUAGAUGCUUUAAAUCUUUUCUAUGAAUCAGUUUAAAGUCACCAUGAAAUCAGAAUUGACAAUUUUUGUUUUUUUUGUUUUGUUUUGUUUGUUUUUAAUGAAAUAUUGCAGUAUUUAUUAUAAAUGAUUUA